Molecule: messenger RNA, 2652 nt
Organism: Brettanomyces nanus
Lineage: Eukaryota; Fungi; Ascomycota; Pichiomycetes; Pichiales; Pichiaceae
Exons: 1
Coding region: 1-2652 (883 amino acids)
Biological process (GO): protein phosphorylation; microtubule cytoskeleton organization; intracellular signal transduction
Cellular component (GO): cytoplasm
Molecular function (GO): protein serine/threonine kinase activity; ATP binding; tau-protein kinase activity
Source: RefSeq, a predicted model, not a curated record
AUGUUAUCUACAGCAUCUCCUAUUAUCGGGGAUGCUUCAACUGCAACAUUGAUGGCAUCUGCAGUUAAAACUACGACUACCAACACAAACUCCGCUGCUCCCUCUUUCUCUGGGUCAUCCGGUCGCUCAGCUGUUUCAGCCAAACGCCGUGGUCCACGCGAAGUGCGCUUUGGUGUUUAUGUACUUGGUGCCACUUUAGGUGAAGGUGAAUUCGGUAAGGUCAAACUCGGUUGGAGGAAAGAUAACCAACAGCCUUCACAAGCAGCUAUCAAACUGAUUCGUCGAGAUACAAUUCCACACGGGUCUGAAAAAGAAAGCAAGAUCCAUCGUGAAAUCAAUGCUUUGAAGAGACUCCGGCAUCCAAACAUUGUUCGUCUGGUGGAGGUACUACAGAAUGAUAAAUAUAUUGGAAUAGUACUUGAGUAUGCAUCUGGUGGAGAGCUAUUCGACUAUAUCCUGGAGCACAGAUAUCUCAAAGAGUCAAUGGCCUGUCGCUUAUUUGCACAACUUGUCUCCGGUGUCGACUACAUGCAUUCUAAGGGCCUGGUCCACAGGGAUCUAAAGUUGGAGAAUUUACUUUUGGACAAACACAAAAAUAUCAUUAUUUCGGACUUUGGCUUCGUCAAUUCGUUCCAUACAAAUGAUCUGAUGCGAACCAGUUGUGGUUCCCCCUGCUACGCUGCUCCCGAAUUGGUUGUUUCCAAUCAGCCCUAUCAGGGCGCCAAAGUUGACGUCUGGUCGUGCGGUGUAAUUCUCUAUGCCAUGCUAGCUGGCUAUUUGCCAUAUGAUGAUGAUCCACAGAACCCAGAUGGCGAGAACAUCGCUAGGUUGUACCACUACAUUACCACAAGCUCUUUAACCUUCCCGGAGUACAUAACCCCCACGCCCAGAGAUCUUCUUCGCAAAAUAAUCGUGGCCGAUCCAAGACAUAGAAUAUCUCUCCAUCAGGUUCGUGCUCAUCCUUGGUUGGCCCCCCACGCUCCUUUCUUAUCGGUUACUCCCGAGGAAUGGGACCGCAAUUAUAAGGCUGCUCGUAUGCUGUUCUCUCAGUCAGAUAAAGCCCAUCGUCGCUAUUCUCUCAUGGAGAAUCAUACUUCUGCGUCCCUCAUGCUUAACAAGCAUUCCAUCAAGUCGUACAGUACUCAUAACGUAUCGCAAGCUCUCUAUUCCAAUCCCGCAGCACCCCAAACGUCUCGUACUGUGGCCAUUUCUGCAUCCACUUCUUCUUUCGAGCUUAAGGCUGGCGACAACAAUAGCAGCAGUAAUACCAACAGCAUCGCCGUUAAUAUAUCAAUACCAUCCAAUACUGUUGCUAGCUCUCCUUAUGAAACUUAUCGUGCCUCGCAUCAUCGCCGGAAUGGCUCGUCUGCCAGUAUUGCUUUGCAGGCUGUUGUGGAAGCCGAUAAUGCUGAGCAUAGUCGUCGUAACAGCUUGAGCGAUGUUUCCAUAACGAACAUCGUGCACUCCAACUUGCCAUCAGCAAGAUCAAGGCCUUUCCAAAGACCUACGACAUUUGCUGCUACGAGUCAGGAGACACCAAGCGCCUCUUUUGUUCCGUUGGAUACCCUUAUUGGAACAACUGAAACGCAGGUAAACUCGGGUAUAGAGACCAUUGUGGAGGGAACAGAAAAUUCCUUGCCUUUUACCACGGUCAGCAGCCGGCCUCCACGAACUUCUUCGAAGCUGAAUAGACCAAGACCUACAUCGUACCACCCGGGUUUGAUCUCUUCCUCCCAUGUUUCGGCUCACGACUUUGCAUUCCUUAUGCCUUCUUCUAGAAUGGACACGUCAAGUGUCGGAGACAUUUCCAGAUAUAGGGAGCGGUCAUCCGCCACAAAUUCAAGAUCAUCGUCUCCUAUUAAGGACUCACAAUCGAAGCGCAAUUCUUGGUGCCAACCUAAAAUCAGCGAACCUGCUCUUGAUAUGAGUUUAGCCAAUGGCGUUCUUACUAAGUUGAGUGAACCAUCUAGGAGCGUCGUACCAGUUGAACAGAACUAUAUAAACUCAUCUUACGAAAAGCGGCGGUCUAUCGCCCUGGAUUCAUUGUCGAAUGCUAUGGAGAAUCUUUCAGUCUCCUCAGAUAUCCCUAAGGAAGAGGUGAAGAGAGAGCCAGAAGAGAAACCCCCUGAAGGAUGCCCAGAGCACUCAGAGCGCGCGAAGAACACAAUGGAGAUAUCUGCUGAUUCUAGCCAACACACUCGUCACCACCACCGUCAUCAUCAAAAGAAUAUCGAAAAUACUGCUACCAAUGGAGUUGGCAGAGUUAUUACGUCGAGUUCAGAGAAGGAAAAUCAUAUCUCUCUUAGUACAUCGGUGACAAACAAGUUCAAGAGGUUCAGUCUUCUUAGUUUCUACACAAAAGAUUCAAUCUAUGAGACAGCUACUUCUACUCUGAAAAAGCGUUCAUCAUACGCUGGGGGCAAUUCUUCUCACGCUAAACACAGCCGAACAUCCAGUCGGACGGCUAGUAGGACUUCUAGAAGACCGUUAGAGCCGAGUAAUCUCUUGCCAAUGACAGCUGAAGAAUCCGUUGAGAACAGUGCAAACAACUCCAGAGUGGCCUCAAACUCAUCGAACAAGCCACACACUAGAGAGCCAUCAACAGCGAAAAGAGUGAUGGAUUUCUUUAGAAGAAGAAGCAUCAGAAUAUAA